CGUCCUCGGACUUAAACCCUUGUCAAAACUUAUAUGGAUGGCCUUGUAAGAAGUAAAAUAUCCUGGCGUUAAGAUCGUUACGAGAAUACGCGGCCUUAAACGCUUUGAAUCUAAACCGUUAUGAUACCAGAUCAUCAUGGAUAUAAUCUCACUUCCUGUGAUUGACCUUAAGCAAGCAUCGGAUCCAGCAUACAGAGUCAGCAUAGCAAACAAAUUGUUCCAUGCAUUAGAGACUAUUGGUUUUCUGUACAUUGAUAAUGUUCCUGGUUACGACGAAGAAGAACUGAUUAAAUGGUGCCAAUGGUUCUUUGCGCUACCCAAUGAGACCAAAUAUAAGCUGCAUCGACGAUUCUGGAAUCCUGACAAUAAAAACAUCUACCGCGGUUCCUUCCCUGUUCAAGAUGCUGGUACUUCUGUUAAAGAAGGGUUUGAAAUAGGGUUAAAUUCCAAGACUAAAUCUGAAAAGAAUGUAAUGUUCUCUGAAUACAAUGUUUGGCCAACUGAUGCCUCCGGUCACGAAGAGUUCAAGGCAUAUAUGGUUUCAUAUUUCGAUGCAUUGUUUAAUGCUGGGCUAGAAAUUUGUCGUUUGGUGUGCCUAGGUUGUGGACUAGAAGAAAAUUGGUUAGAUUCCACGUUUAUACCAGAUACAUUAUCAACUCUUAGACUUCUUCAUUAUCCCCAAAAUCAUGAUUCAAAUAAUCAUGAUGGUGACGUAAGGUUGUGUUGCUCGGAGCAUUCCGAUUCUGGAUUCAUUACUUUGCUGUCUACUUUGGGAUUUCCAGGACUGCAACUGAAAUUAGGAUCUGGUCAAUGGGUUGAUGUUCCAAAAAGACCGAAUUCCUUGGUGAUGAACAUAGGAGACAUGUUGUCUAUUAUGACCGGAAAUUGUCUGAAAGCAACUCAACAUAGAGUUAUCGAUCCUGGAGUAGACAGAUAUUCCGUACCUUUCUUCUUUGAACCAUCAUACGAAGCUGAGAUCGGUUAUACUUUUCUUGGUUUCCCGAGCCAGACAAUAGAAAAGAAGCAGUAUGGAGACUGGUUACAAGGAAAGAUUUUAGAAUUCCAAGAGUACCGAUAUCUCGGACAAAAAAAAAACUGUACAGUUUAGGCCUACCUGGGAAUGUGUUCUAGGCUAGAAUGUAAAUUCAGAUAUUUAAGUAUGAAUGUAGUGUUAUCAAUCUCCCAGUGUUUACUAAAGUCAGUGUUACCAUUGUUUAUCUUGAAAGAAGAUUCAAACAACCUUU
Messenger RNA from Lottia gigantea (owl limpet), 1244 nucleotides. RefSeq lists its product as hypothetical. The coding region runs from base 137 to 1108 and encodes 323 amino acids. Lineage: Eukaryota; Metazoa; Mollusca; Gastropoda; Lottiidae. The transcript has 2 exons. The record is from RefSeq and is a predicted model, not a curated record. Gene Ontology annotation, molecular function: dioxygenase activity.